This is a messenger RNA of Physeter macrocephalus (sperm whale), 3386 nucleotides long. RefSeq names its product anosmin 1 (gene ANOS1). The coding region runs from base 1 to 2034 and encodes 677 amino acids. Gene Ontology annotation, biological process: neuron differentiation. The transcript has 14 exons. NCBI's taxonomy places the organism in Eukaryota, Metazoa, Chordata, Mammalia, Artiodactyla, Physeteridae. Gene Ontology annotation, cellular component: extracellular region; cell surface. The record is from RefSeq and is a predicted model, not a curated record. Gene Ontology annotation, molecular function: peptidase inhibitor activity; protein binding.
AUGGUGCCCGGGGCGCCCCUGACCCUCUGCCUCUGGCUGGCGGCCUCCGGGGGAUGCCUGGCGGCGGGCUCCGGCGCGACGGCCGCCCGGCGGCUGGACGAGUCGCUGUCGGCCGGGAGCGUCCAGCGCGCCCGCUGCGCCUCCAGGUGCCUCAGCCUGCAGAUCACGCGCAUCUCCGCCUUCUUCCAGCACUUCCAGAACAACGGUUCCCUGGUUUGGUGCCAGAAUCACAAGCAAUGUUCUAAGUGCCUGGAGCCCUGCAAGGUGUCCUGGGACCUGCGGAAGCAACAGUGCCAGAGCUUCUGUGAGCCUCUGUUCCCCAAGAAGAACUAUGAAUGCCUGACCAGCUGUGAGUUCCUCAAGUACAUCCUGUCGGUAAAGCAGGGGGGUUGCCCAGCUCCCGAGAAAGCCAGCGGCUUUGCCGCCGCCUGUGUCGAAAGCUGUGAAGUGGACAGUGAGUGCUCUGGGGUUAAGAAGUGUUGUUCCAAUGGAUGUGGACACACCUGCCAGGUGCCCAAGACUCUGUACAAAGGUGUCCCCCUGAAGCCCAGGAAGGAGUUACGAUUCACAGAACUGCAGUCCGGGCAGCUGGAGAUUAAGUGGUCCUCAAAAUUCAAUAUUUCAAUUGAGCCUGUGAUCUACGUGGUACAAAGAAGAUGGAACUAUGGAAUCCACCCUAGUGAAGACGACGCCACGCGUUGGCAGACGGUAGCCCAGACCACGGAUGAGCGGGUCCAACUGACCGACAUACGGCCCAGCAGGUGGUACCAGUUCCGAGUGGCAGCCGUGAAUGUGCACGGGACCCGAGGCUUCACCGCCCCCAGCAAACACUUCCGCUCCUCCAAAGAUCCAUCUGCACCACCGGCCCCGGCCAACCUCCGGCUUGCAAACUCCACCAUCAACAGUGACGGAAGCGUGACUGUGACCAUCGUUUGGGAUCUCCCCGAGGAACCGGACAUCCCAGUGCAUCACUACAAAGUGUUCUGGAGCUGGACGGUCAGCGGCAAGUCACUUGUGCCAACGAAGAAGAAGAGGAGAAAGACCACGGGUGGGUCUCAGAAUUCUGUGACCCUGGAGCCACUGCAGCCCAACUGCAACUACACAGUAGAGCUGCAGGCUGUCACCUACUGGGGCCAGACGCGCCUCAAGAGCACCAAGGUCUCCCUCCAGUUCACGUCCUCCCACGCCGUCCACAACAAAGAACAACUUGGGAAAACUAGAAAAAGUGUGAUGCAAAUACAGCCUCCGUUUCAAAGACGACGGCCCACCCGCCUCCUGGAAAUCGGAGCUCCAUUCUAUCAAGACAACCAGCUGCAAGUGAAGGUGUACUGGAAAAAGACCGAAGAUUCCGGUGUCAGUCGGUAUCGCGUGCAGUGGUUUCCGGAAGUCUGUGCCCACAACGAAUCCGCCGGGACGGAGGCAUCCUCGGGCGUGACCCAGGAAAAUUACAUGAUUCUUCAAGAUCUGUCAUUUUCCUGCAAAUAUAAGGUGACCGUCCAACCCACACGGCCAAAGGGCCGCUUGAAAGCAGAAACCGUUUUCUUUACGACCCCGCCGUGCUCCGCUCUGAAGGGCAAAAGCCACAAGCACGUCAGCUGCCCUGGCGACGCAGGUCACGUCCAUUCCAAAGUGCACGCCAGGCCCGAGAACCUCUCGGCCUCCUUUGUGGUCCGGGACACGAACGUCACGGGGCGCUUCUCCUGGAAGACGAGCAAGGCCACCGUCCAGCGGCCCGUGACCGGCUUCCACGUGACGUGGGCCGAGGUCACGACCGAGAGCAGGCAGAACGGCCUCCCCAACAGCCUCAUCUUGCAGUCGCAGAUCCUCCCGGCGGAUCGCUCCGUGCUCACGGUGCCAGAUCUGCGGCCGGCCACCCUCUACCGUCUGGAGGUGCAGGUGCUGACCGCAGGCGGGGAGGGACCCGCCACCAUCAGGACCUUCCGGACCCCCGACCUCCCGCCCUCGGCCACGCACAGACCCCACCUGAAACACCGUCAUUCACACCAUUACAAGCCUCCUCCAGAAAGAUACUGACCUGUUCCCGGAGAUGUCUGAACCCCGAGCGAGCGAGUAAGCUUGCAGACCUUCGAGGACCGGCCGCGCCCGCUUACGGGGGCACCAGGCCUUUCCCAUAGGACCUCCCGCCCCAUCUAACUUUACUGCACUAAACGCUUCUGUCUGUCUCGGACGCGCCUGGACACCAGGGACAAGUGGUGAGACGGUGGACGUGGACAUGGUGUCCUGUGAGAAUGGAGAGAACGCGAAGGCCAGGCCUGUUUCACUGCAAAAUCUGUUUCCAUACGUGGUUUAGCUAUGAUCUCAAGUGAGUUACUGCAGCUCUGAGACGUCCGUGAAUUUAGAGCAGCAAAUUCUCAAGAGAAACCGGCGUAACAAAUACACAGUUUAUACACGUAAUAAGCAUGCUAAGCAUACACAUAGUAAGCAUCACGUUACUCAAUAAACAUUUUAAAAUUAAAUUAUUGGUUUGGUUUGCAAAAUUGACUGAAGACUACACAGUUUUUUGGCCCUAUUUAUUCAAAUACUUCUUAAGAUGAUUUUUAUCACGUGAUUUUUUAGCUGAAAACUUGUGACCUGAAAUAUGCCAAUUAAUUUAGACUUAAAAUGUUCCCACUUCAAGCACCUAAGCUUCAUUUUCUACAAAGGCAAAGAAGAGUUCAGCCUGUAAAUGAGGAUUUAGGGAAGACAUCCACAGCAGAAAGGAGUCAGUGCCUUACGCUGCUAUCCAGAGCCUGCCUUGGAGAAACUAAAAGUCUUUUCUGGGGAUGCUUUUUAAUAUUUCAUCCUAUACUGUAAGAGAGUUUCCUGAUACGCUAUUUAUGCUUUUUCUAUAUGUGGGAAACGGCUGCUGAUGUGCUUUGUUUUGCAGCUUUCAUGUAGCUAAAACUUUACAAAACCUCUUGCUUGAAACGAAAGAAUCCCAACGAUUGAAUAUUUUCAAAUCUUUACUGAGAUUUGCCUUUUCUUAAUGAAAGCAAGCUCUUUACAUGGUAGAAUACUGUCCGUAAUGUAGAAAAGGCGGAAGGGCUUUGGUUGGUGGAGAGGGACAGCUACUUGCCUUUGACUAACCUUCCUUUACUCCUACAAAUGUAUUAUAUCUUAUUUGAAAAAUUUCCCAGGUUCCACGCUAAGCCCUCAGAGCGUGAACUCAAGUCAAACUCGUUGUCAGUAUACAGUAUUGCAGGGUAUGUCGCGGCAGCCUUCAACCAGAAAUGUUGAGUUUAAUAUAGUUUUUUCCUCGAGGGAAUACCCAUAUGUAUGUUCUGAAACAGGCACGUACGUAUGUGUGUCUGCGUGCUUCCGUGUGUAUACGUAUACACACAGGCGCAAACACACAUACAUACACACACUCAUAGACUCACACGUAC